AUGAAUAAUUAUAAAAAUAAUAAUGGUAAUGGAGAAAUAUUAUUUUGGUCAAUAUGGAGAAAUAUUUUUUUAAAGAGAAUUAUAUUAAAUAAUUUUUUAAAUAAAAACAAAAGAAUUGGUAGUUCAUAUAGAUACAAUCAAUGUAUUUCAAUUCUUUGGAUGUUAAAAAAUGGUUAUAUAAAUUUACUAAGUGAUAAAAUCAAUAAUUCAGAAUAUUUAGUAUUCCCAUUCACAACAGAUUAUACAAGUCUUUAUAGGAGUAGUAAUAAAUUUAAUAUUAUUAAUAAUGUAAUCACAUCAUCACCAUCAACAUCAUCAACAUCAUCAACAACCACAACCACAACCACUACCACCUCCGCAAAAUUUAAAGAUCAAAACAAACCAAAUGACAUUGAAUAUUAUGGUGAUGAUAAUGAACUUAAUCAAAUUAUGAAUUUAAUUACAAUUGAACAAUCUUCAAAAUAUUCAUUAUUUAAUAUUGAAUUAAUUUCAAAUAAAAUUAUUAAUAAUGGUGAUAAUAAUAAUAAUAAUAAUAAUAAUAAUAAUAAUAAUAAUUAUAGAAUUUUAAAAUUUUAUGAAAAUUUAUUUGAAAAUUAUAAAUCAUAUUUCUUUUUCUCAACUAUACAACAACAACCAAAGUUAAUAAUUAAAAAAUUUUUAAUAAAUUUAAUAAUUCAACAUGAUAAUAAGAUUGCAUUGAAAGUUUUAAUGAAUAGUUAUAAUUAUAAACCGAAAAUAGAUCAAUUAUUAAAUUCAAUUAAUUUAUGUAAUUUUAAAAUUGCAAAUUAUUUAAUUAAAUAUCAUUUUAAAAAUAUUGAUAAUAAUAAUAAUUAUAAACUAGAUUCAAUUAUUAUUAGAUCAAAAAUUGGAAUAUUAUCAGAACCCUUAUUUAAUUUAUACAAAACAUGUUGUAUAAUUGAAAAAAUUUAUAAUCAAACAAAUUUAUUAAAUUCAUUUAUAAAUGAUAUUAAUGAAAAAAUUGAAAAAUAUAAUAAUAACAAUAACAAUAUUGUUGAAAAUAAAGAUUUUAUUGAAAAGAUAUCAAGUGUUUUAAAAAAUAUUGAAAUUUUAACAGAGAUUGAAUUAAAGCAAAUGAAAUUCACAGAAAUUGAAUACAAAUCAAUAGUAUCAUCAUUCCCAAUAAAUGAUUUAAGGGUUAAAAAAUUAAUUAGAAUGAUAUUACCAUUUAAUUGUAAUUUAAUUAAUACAAUCUCAUUUUAUCAUUUAAAAUAUAAUGGUGAUGAUAAUGAUUUAAUUAAUCAAUUAAUAUCAAAAUAUAAAAUGAUUGAUUUAGAUAUACCGUUGUUUAGAUUUGGUAUUUUUGAUAUUAAAUCCUUUGAAACCAUAUCAAUUAAUCAAUCAAUUUUUCAAAAUCUAAGUAAAAACGAUGAUAAUAAUAAUAAUAUUAUUGAUAAAAAUAGAAAAAUUAAAUUUAUUAAUCAGUCAAUUAAAUAUUUAAAAUUAAAAAAUCAAUGUGGUAAUCAUUUAUUUAAUAUUUUAAUUGGUUAUAAUGAUUUAAAAUUAAUAAAAUCAUUUUAUAAUAAUUUUUAUGAAAAUGAAAAUGAAAAUGAAAUUAUAAAUAAAAUUAAUUUUAAAGAAUUAGUUAAAUUUAUUAAAUCAAAUUAUGUAUUUGAAUUUAUAUUUUUAAAAAUGAUUUUAAUAAUUAAAGAAAAUAAUGAAAUUAAAGAAAUUUUAUCAACACUUUUAGAGUUUUCAUUUACUAAUGGUAAUUUAGAAUUGGUAGAUUUUAUUAUUAGACAAAAACUACAACAACAGCAACAACAACAUUAUUAUAAUAAUCUAUAUUUCAAUAAUAAUGAAUUGAUUGAAAUUAUGAAAAAGGCAAUUUCAAAACUUAAUCAAAUCCCAUUCAAAAUUUUUAAUUAUUAUUUAGAAUUAUUAAAAUUAUCAAAUAAUAAUAGUAAUAAUAAUAAUGAUAAUAAUGAUAAUGAUAUGGUACAGCAUAUAUUUAAUAAAAUUAAUUUAAAAAAUUUAAAAGAAUUUAAAUUAUUUUUAAUUAAUAUAAUACCAUUACAACAAUUUAAUGAACAACAAAUUGUAAAACAUUGGAUUGUUAAAAGAAUUCAAUGUGAAACUAAUAUAAUAACAAUUCAAAAAAGAUUAUCAUUUAUAAAUUGGUAUUAUAAUUCAUUUUCUUAUUUUAAUGAAAAUAAUAAUGAUUCAUUUGAAUUUAAUUUAUUUCAAUAUAUAAAUGAAUAUAUAUCAAUUGAUUCAUCAUCUUUUCAAAUUAAACUUUUAAAAUUUGUUGGUUUAUUUGGUAAUUUAAAUAAUAAUAAUAAUAAUAAUAAUAAUAAUAAUAAUAAUAAUAAUAAUAAUAAUAAUAAUAAUAAUAAUAAUAAUAAUAAUAAUAAUAAUAAUAAUAAUAAUAAUAAUAAUAAAAAAGAAAAUAAUUUAUUUCCAAAUAAUUUAUCAAGUGAAACUAUAUUUAAAGGUUUUUGUAAAUCAGCUACUAAAUAUGGUAAUAUUGAAGUUUUCAAAUAUUUUCAUCAACUAAAUCCAACAUUUAAUUACACUAAAACCAUAUCAAAUGUAAUGAUUAAUGAUUUAAUAUCUUUAGCUUUAAAAUUUAAUAAUUUAAAACUUUUAUUUUAUUUUAAAGAUGUUUUAAAAUUACCAAUUAGAAAUAAUAAUCAUAUUAAAGUAAUUAAUAAAUUAAUAAAAAAUUAA
This is a messenger RNA of Dictyostelium discoideum AX4, 2688 nucleotides long. RefSeq lists its product as hypothetical. Lineage: Eukaryota; Evosea; Eumycetozoa; Dictyosteliales; Dictyosteliaceae. The transcript has a single exon. The record is from RefSeq and is a predicted model, not a curated record. The coding region runs from base 1 to 2688 and encodes 895 amino acids.